CAGAAAACUGGCAUAAAGUUAUUAAACUUUCUGAUUAAUUGGGCAGUUAACUUUGGCCAAUUAUUACUGCUGUAAAUCUGUCAGUGAGUGAAUGAAUCUGUCAGUCAAUCCUUCAGUUAGUCCACCUGCCAAACAUCCAGGCAAUUAAUCUGUCUCACCAAUGGUUAAUUACCCCAUUACCCAGUCAGUCACCCAACAGCCAACCAAUGACCCUUGAACUUAUUUGAUAUUGGAAUACAGCUGGAAAAAAAACACUAGUGGCAGCAUACUCUGGGAAAUUGAUUGGUUUAAUUGAUUGCAAUUGUCUGUUGUUUACAGUCUAAAAUGAAAAAAAAAGUCAGCUCACAGAGCUGUCAAGGGCACAGCCAGACAAAGACAACAACUGGAAAUGUGAAGUGGCAGCAAUAGGAGGGCAAAGCUUCUGUUUGCUGCCUGCCUGCCUGUCUGCCAGCAGAGUGUGGACAGGACUCUCCAGUGCGCCCUGUGCCCGAGAGGGGCGGGGUGGGUGGCAGAGUACAGGGACAUAGGGAGCGAGGGAGAGAGAGGAGGGCAGGACUGGCAGGGUGCGGUCUGAAGUGGCAACAGAUCGUUUUGGAUCACUCAAAUCCUUCCAAUUCAACUGGAAAGCUGCAGCCUGUUGCGCGCCGGCCGCAUAUGGAGAGGAGAAGCUUUCAAUCCAGAGAGAGGGCACCAACCAAACAGCAGGGGAAAGUGGCUGAUGUUGUGACAGCUUCCCGGAGCAAAAGGGAAAGAGAGGGAGAGAAACCACAACACUGCAACUUGGAUAUCAGUAACCGCUCUCUCUCUUUAACUCUCUCACCCACCGAAUCGACUUUGAACCUGUUUGUUUAAAUACACGGACUUUACAGCCUGCACUUACUGUUGAUUCUGUUAGGCGCCGGGAGCGAAGUUUCUCAAUUUGGGUCAGUGUUUUGGAGACGCUGAAAACUUUUCUUUUGCUCUCCUGAUGGUGCCCCGUGUAUCCGAGGUGCUGAUUUAUCCGAAAUCUUCGGACGUGCUGUUGCAACUGUCACGGACGAUGGAGUCGGGGACUGAGCCGGGGAGGUACUGAAGACAUCUGUCUCCCCCGGGAGAGUCCUCCCUCCCCCCCGGGGCGAUGCGGAUCUCCUUCCUUCUUCUCACCGCCUCUCUGUGUGCCUUGGUCCUCCUCCUCGCACCUGCCACGGAGGGCUGCGGGCCGGGGAGGGGGUACGGCAAGAGGCGGCUCCCGAAGAAGCUCAUCCCGCUCGCCUACAAGCAGUUCAGCCCCAACGUCGCCGAGAAGACUCUGGGAGCCAGCGGCCGGCCGGAGGGCAAAAUCACGCGCAACUCCGAGCGCUUUAAAGAACUGACGCCGAACUACAACACAGACAUAAUCUUUAAAGAUGAGGAGGACACCGGCGCAGACAGGCUCAUGACCCAGCGUUGCAAAGACAAGUUAAACUCUCUGGCCAUCUCUGUGAUGAACAUGUGGCCAGGCGUGAAGCUGCGAGUGACGGAGGGCUGGGACGAGGAUGGUCAUCAUUCAGAGGACUCGCUGCACUAUGAGGGGCGUGCUGUCGACAUCACCACAUCAGAUAGGGACAGAAAUAAAUAUGCCAUGCUGGCCCGCUUGGCUGUAGAAGCUGGAUUCGACUGGGUCUACUAUGAGUCCAAAGCCCACAUUCACUGUAGUGUCAAGUCUGAACAUUCAGUGGCAGCCAAAACCGGCGGUUGUUUCCCUGGUGAUGCUCAGGUUAUCCUUGAAGGCGGAGCCACCAGACAGAUGUGUGACCUCCUCCCUGGCGACCGUGUCUUGGCUUCCUCAUCCACAGACGGCCACGGCCCUCUCCUCUACAGCCCAGUCUUGUCCUUUCUGGACCGCCAGCCCAAUGUCACAAAGACCUUCUACGUUAUUGGGACUGAUGCAGGACUUAAUAUUACUCUCACAGCUGCUCACCUGAUCUUUGCCACAGACUGCACUGGUGGGCAUGCAGAUCCAGGGUGGGAAGAACCAGCAGCAGAGCCAGUUUUGGGUUCCAUUUGGGAGAACAGGCCUGGCUGGAGAGCAGGUCUGAGGACAGUUUUUGCCAGUGAGGUCCGGCCGGGACAGUGCGUAUUUGCGUCGGCAGGGGAACCGAGGUCACAGGCGAGACUUUCACUCGUGACCUUUGUGGAGGAGCAGCGGAGCACUGGGUUAUUUGCCCCCCUCACACAGCAUGGCUCUAUAGUGGUGAACGGUGUGCUGGCAUCCUGCUAUGCUGCCGUGGACAGUCACCAUUUGUCCCACUGGGCCCUGGCCCCGCUGAGAUUCUUCUAUGGCCUGAUGGGGCCCUCAGAAGCACAAAGUGAUGGGCUGCACUGGUACCCUUGGCUUCUACAGAAGCUGGGAAAAAUGCUGCUGGAUGCUGGACAUUUCCACCCCUGGGGUAUUUAAUACAGACAUAGAUAGGAGCCACAGAGACUCAUUCAGUUACCUGUAUUCAGGUGCACCAAAGCACAGAGCACAACUGUCUUUCUAUUCAGAUGAAAGCAACUGAGGGCUCACCAAAGACAAUUUUGUAGUGUAAAUAUAUUUUGUAAUAACUCCACUUGCCUGUAUUUGCUGUACUUCUUCUGUUGCCCACAUUUACAAGAUACAAAGGGAAGAUAAAAGAAGCUUUAGUAAUUUCAAUUCAUUAAUUUAAGAAGAUUUGGAGGAAUGGAGAGAGUAAGAUAUGACAAAAUUUGGCACAGUUUUGAGAGUAAAUCUGAAUUGAAAUGCUUACAUAAGUAUUUUUGGACUUGUAUUUCCAUAUUUUAAAUUUUCUCUUAGAGCAACCCAAAGAUCCAAAACAUGGAGUGUGACUUUGUUCUUUGUACUGUAUUUGUCAUAAUCCUUCAACAUUAUGCUUAUGGUGACAGAACUUUAGAGGUAUGAUGACAUAUUUUGUGACACCUCUUGAGAGUCUUAGGCUUAGGAGAGAAGGUUAAGGUGAACAUAAGAAGAAAACAUUAGAGGAAGAAAGACAGAAGAGAAAACCAGGGACUGAACAAGGUGAGUUGUGAAGCUUUGUAUGUACAUAGCUAUUUAUGCAGUUAAGUCAUGUUGGAAAGGAAAGAAAGACAACAACAGGACUUUACUUGGUUUACUGUCAGGAUCAUCACUGCAGUUAUUCACUGAUUCUUUGUCUAAGAGCCUAUACUGUAUAUUAUAAUUAAUUUACAAAAUGAUAUUUAACUGGACAACUUAUAAAGUUCAUUACGGUGUGGUUGAUGAAGUUCUAUGCAUUGCUGAAUGCAGUGUAGCAGUGUGCUGGUGAUGCAUCGCAGCUUCACAUCUGAAAAGGACUUCCCUGCAACUAUUGAAGUCCAGAGAAUAAAGAUGUUCACACAGUAUUUGUGUUGCAGCACGUACACAUGUACUUCACAACAUUUGUCACUUAGUGAUGCACAGUAGAUCCAUGGUGCUACAACGGCCACCCUGUCUCCGUAUGCAUUUCACCAAGUCUGCCGUCUGCUUUCACACAGCUCGAUUGUCUCAGAGUGAUUUAUAUGGUUCAUUUAUACAUUCCAUGUUUUUUAUCAGGUGUUUAUUUAAAAGGUUGCCUUUGUUUUCAUUGUUUUUGGGUUUUCAGGUCAGUUGUCUCUAGUUAAGGCAUACACAAGAUCAGGCUGUAUUCAACUACUGUAUUAAGUAACAGUUAUGCUUCAUAUUAAAAACAGUAAUUAUUUUUAUUGUUGGACAAUAAGUUUAUUUGAUUGCUCUCGUGUUUAUAGUCUUUUGUAUUCAUCUCUUACACAAGACUUAAGACCUUGAUUGGCAGAGGUAAGUAAAUCUAACUUUUAGGACUAUGGAAGCACAUCUAAUCUUGUGGUAAAUUACUGUCUGGAAAAAGCAUAAACAUGCAAUGUGUAAUUCCUAAUGCCCAAAUGCCCUUCCAGUUGACACUUGUAAAGUAUGCUUGUGACUCAAGCAUUGCAAUUAUCUAGGAACCUCCAAGGCAUUCCUCUAUAUGACUGUUCAAAGAUUUGUCUAAUAUGUAUAUUAAGCUAUUGUUGGAGAGACUAUUUAAAGAUCUAUUUUUUAGAAAAUAAUGUAAAUGUAUUAUUAUUUUUUUGGCAACUCUGUUUCAUAAAAUUUGUAUUUGAAACAUAAA
Messenger RNA from Acanthochromis polyacanthus (spiny chromis), 4118 nucleotides. Its product is annotated as indian hedgehog B protein-like. The transcript is spliced from 4 exons. The coding region runs from base 1118 to 2416 and encodes 432 amino acids. NCBI's taxonomy places the organism in Eukaryota, Metazoa, Chordata, Actinopteri, Pomacentridae. Gene Ontology annotation, biological process: smoothened signaling pathway; cell-cell signaling; multicellular organism development. Gene Ontology annotation, molecular function: calcium ion binding; patched binding. The record is from RefSeq and is a predicted model, not a curated record.